AUGCCCAAGCAGCAACGAAAUCUGUCUGUUAUGGGCAUUGUGUACCGACGUUCAAUCUGCCGCCCUGUCAUGUAUGCCUUCUUAAAGUUGGCGUUCAGUGCGCUUUUCUUCGUCUUGGGGAUUCCGGGCGUUGUGGCAGGAAUGCAGCGGUUCAAUGCUGGCAUGUACGUCUUUAUUAACGCGGCUGUCAUCUGUCUGGGCUUCCCCACGAUGUCAAUUCUGUUCUUCCUUUACUUGAUGUACUGGUCGAGACGGCGACCCAGUGCUGUGGAUAAUGAGGCUGUGGGAACUCCAAGGAAUGCUGUGUUUUCUCGGGAUAUGAGUAAUCCUGAGGUUACUGAGGCAAUGAGGGCUUGCGGCGUGGAUUUGGUCUUCCUGCAUAGCGUCAUUGAAGCUCUGGGGUCUGACGAACCCCUGUUCGUCAUCGUGCAGGCCGAUGUGCAUGCCAAUGGGGCUGUGUGA
This is a messenger RNA of Penicillium canescens, 462 nucleotides long. RefSeq lists its product as uncharacterized. Bases 1 to 462 code for a protein of 153 amino acids. Lineage: Eukaryota; Fungi; Ascomycota; Eurotiomycetes; Eurotiales; Aspergillaceae. The record is from RefSeq and is a predicted model, not a curated record. The transcript has a single exon.